Anopheles nili is the source of this 2529-nucleotide messenger RNA. RefSeq names its product RNA polymerase II subunit A C-terminal domain phosphatase (gene Fcp1). Gene Ontology annotation, cellular component: nucleus. The transcript is spliced from 4 exons. The record is from RefSeq and is a predicted model, not a curated record. Gene Ontology annotation, molecular function: RNA polymerase II CTD heptapeptide repeat phosphatase activity. Lineage: Eukaryota; Metazoa; Arthropoda; Insecta; Diptera; Culicidae. The coding region runs from base 1 to 2442 and encodes 813 amino acids.
AUGGCCGAUCCAAAUCAAAACAUUAUAUGUGCUCCGGACGAUUGUGCGAUAAAGAUUAUUAAAUGGAAAGUGCGCGAAGGUUUUCCGGUAACUAUCGGCAGCAUUAUACUGUUCUACGAGUUAUUGGAAGGAAGUGAUAAAGAAGUGAAGCGUCUGAAGACGACAAAAAGUGGCGUCGUAAAGAAACGCUUAGCGCGAGAAGGCGCGACUGUGGCGAAAGGAAAGCCGGUACUCGAGCUAGGUCAAUGCAGCCACACAACAGUUAUCAAGGACAUGUGCGCCGAUUGCGGGGCAGACCUUCGCCAAGAUGAACCUAGCAGUUGUUCCAAGGCUUCGGUACCGAUGAUUCAUUCCGUACCGGAGCUGAAAGUAACGGAAACAUUGGCCAAAAAGCUCGGGCAAGCCGACACUGAGCGACUGUUGAGUGACAAAAAAUUAGUCUUGCUAGUGGAUCUUGAUCAAACGCUAAUUCACACCACAAAUGAUAACGUGCCAAACAAUUUAAAGGAUGUAUAUCACUUUCAAUUGUAUGGUCCGAACUCGCCGUGGUAUCACACGAGGUUAAGGCCCGGAGCACUAGAAUUUUUAGCUAAAAUGCACCCCUACUAUGAGCUCCACAUAUGCACGUUUGGUGCGCGCAAUUACGCGCACAUGAUUGCCCAGUUCCUAGACAAGGAUGGAAAGUUCUUUUCCCAUCGCAUUUUGUCUCGCGAUGAAUGUUUUAACGCGACUAGUAAGACAGACAAUUUAAAGGCAUUGUUUCCAUGCGGUGAUUCCAUGGUGUGUAUUAUCGAUGAUCGGGAAGACGUGUGGAAUAUGGCUGCAAAUUUGAUACAGGUUAAACCGUAUCAUUUUUUCCAACACACUGGGGACAUAAACGCUCCGCCAGGAAUGUCGAAGAACGAGCUUGAUGGAAAAGGUGUUGACUUCAAGGAGUUAAUGAAUCAAUCGAUGAAAGAGAAAAAAACAAAAGACACAGAAGACGAGGGUAGACCACCAACCCCUAAAAUUCAGACACCGGAAGACAAACAGCAAACGUGUGAUAAAAGCAUGCCAGAAGAUGUGUUGAACGACAAUGAUGGACAAACAAAUAUAAACCCUGUAGAAAAAAAAUUACUAAGUGGGCAUGUUGAUAAUGAAACGAAGGAUAUAAAAGAAAAGCAAACUGACACUGUUACGGAUGACGUAAGCAAUAAGCGAGAUGAAAAGGUGGCCCCGAUACAGGAUGCUGUUUCAUCAGAAGACAAAAAUGAAGAUGGGACUGGAGGGAAAAAACAAUCGACCGACGAGGAUAUCCGAACUGAAGCGAAACGUGAGGAUGAUAUAAAAGAAGUCCAUAAUGAGUCGUCGACACAAGAGGAUCUUGCUGCUGUAGAUAAAGAACCCGAUUCAGAAGAUUCUACCAAAGUGAACGCUUGUAUUAAAGAGGAUGAAAAAGAGCUACUUGAGAUAGAGGAUCCGGACGAUUAUCUGCUUUACCUCGAACAUAUACUGUUGAAGAUUCACGAAACAUUCUACGAAGAAUACGAUAAAACAAAGGAUAUCUCCGAUUUGAAACAGCUCAUACCUAAGGUUAAAGCGCGGGUUCUCGUGGGGACACGGCUUUGCUUUUCCGGGCUUAUACCGAAUAAUGUAAAAUUGGAACAAAGCAAGGCUUAUCUGAUAGCGCGCAGCUUAGGAGCGGUUGUAUCACAAAACCUGGAACCAACGACAACGCACCUCGUUGCGGUCACCAUCGGAACGUCAAAGGUAAACAAUGCGCGAAAAAAUGCUAAAAUAAAAAUCGUCACCCCAGAGUGGCUAUGGUCGUGUGCGGAACGUUGGGAGCACGUGGAAGAGGUUUUGUUUCCGCUGAAAGCAUCAAAUCCGGCCAAAAUGCGACAACCGCCUCCACAUUGCCACAGCCCAGAGCACGUCGUUAGCUAUGGGACAAUGUCAAAGUGUCGGGAAGAGCCCAAGUUCAUGGACACCGUUAAUCCGCUGUUGAGCUUUUCAAACGAUGACCUUGAUGCAAUGAAUAACGAUUUUGAUAACUUUUUCGAAUCGGACGAUAGUUCUAGUGAUGAAGAACCAGUGGACAUCGAGAAUCCUCCCAUGGAAAAAUCACUGCGAAAGCGUAAACGCGUAGAGGAGAUCGAAACCAACCGUGGACGACAUAACAUAUUCCGGAAGCGAACCGAAGAGGAAGAGAAAGAAAACAGCCUAAUUCUUGAACAGGAUAAUGUUGAAAAUAAUGACGAAAAUAGUCAAACAAAUGCUUCUUCGGACGAUGAUGACGAGAGUCCGAGUGCGAAAUUCCGCCGCGGAGGAGAUUUGCCAUCGGAUUUAGAUAUGGGAUCGAAUAGCGAAGGAAGCAAUGAGCCGAUUGAUGAUGUUGAUGACGGUGAUUGGAAUAUGAUGGGUGCAGCGCUGGAAAGAGAAUUUCUUGGUUUGGAUGAUUAGGUCAGAAUUUCACACUAGAGUACAAUGUAAAGUCGUGUACAAAAGUACAUAAAAGGAUUAUGAAUAAAAAAGCACACAUUCUGUAGA